AAGAUGGAGUCUGAGGGUGUAUGAAAAUUUUCAAAAUUUCAAUAAUUAUAAUAAAUAUCUCCAUUCAUAUGAAUCAAAAUGGUAAAAUAAUAAGUGCAAACUAACGUUGACAAUACCACUCACAAUGUCAGAGGACAAAGAUAUCCUAAAUCUAACAGAUGACGAAGAUAAUGACGAUUUUGAGGAAGAAUCUCAACUUCCUGAAAUUUCCGGCAUUCUAAACAAAUGGACAAAUUACAUUCAUGGUUGGCAAGAUAGAUUUGUGGUUCUAAAAGAAGGAACACUGAGUUAUUACAAGUCAGAGACUGAUACUACAUUUGGAUGUAGAGGAGCAGUUAGUUUAGCUAAAGCUAUUAUCACACCUCAUGAAUUCGAUGAAUGUCGCUUUGAUGUUAGUGUCAAUGACUGUCUUUGGUAUCUCCGCACUGAGUCUGUAGAAGAUCGUCAGAGAUGGAUAGAUGGACUGGAGUUACAUCGUCAGGCAGAGUCAGGCUAUGGUAGUGAGAAUUCAUUAAGACGUCAUGGCUCCAUGUUGUCCCUAACCUCAGCAGCUAGUCUCUCCACAACUUCUACUUCAUCUUUCAAGAGGGGCCGUGGAUUGAAUGAGAAGUUGAUGGAGAUGGAAACAUUCAAGGAUAUUCUCAGUAGACAAGUUGACACUUUACAGAACUACUUCGACUCUUGUGCCUCAGCCAUUUCCAAAUCUACCAUUCACGAUGUUGCCCAUGAUGACAUAGAUGAGGUUGAUGACUAUGAUCAGCCAUCUCUGGACCAAGCAGACAAUGCUGCUGUUACAGACAAAGAAAUAUCAAAUGUCCUACGUCAACAUGGUGCCCAUGCAUUGGACUUCAAGGGUGAAGCUUUCACAUUCAAGGCUACAACAGCAGGCAUAAUUGCUACGCUCAGCCAUUGUAUAGAGUUGAUGAACCAGAGAGAAGAAGCUUGGAGAAAACGAUUAGAGAGGGAAAUAGAAAAGAGGAAAAAAGUAGAAGAAGCGUACAAGUCACGAUGUGCUGAGAGACAAAUUAAACCUAUUGUAAUCGGUGGUCCAGAUUAUGAGGCAAGUCCUCAUUGUGCCAUCAAUGAGGAUGAGUUCUUUGAUGCAGUGGACGCAACACUUGAUAAACUUGAGAAGGAAGAAGAGAGGAAACAAACCAGACCACUGAAAGCUGUAGACAGGCCCCCCAUCAUUUCUCUGGACCCCAAACACCCACUUUAUAAUGAGAUCAAUUCGGUGAUAGCUGAGCAUAUGAGGUAUGCUGACAUGGAUCCUAAGACCAUGGAGGAGACAUGGCCUCUCAUAUAUGAGGAAGGAGACAUGAGAGUCUAUAAACGUGAGAUCGAGGAAGAUGGGAUGAUAGUAGACCCAUUGAAGGCUAUCCACACUGUCAGUGGAGUGACAGGACACGAGAUAUGUCAUUAUUUCUACAAUCCUGAAGUGAGAAUGGACUGGGAAGGGACACUAGAAUCCACCAAGACAAUGGAGUAUCUUUCAGAGGAUUCUCUUGUCACUUAUCAGGUACAUAAGCGAGUGUGGCCAACAGCCCAAAGGGACACCUAUUUCUGGUCUCACAUCCGACAUUGUCCAAGCGAAGAUGAUUCAGAAUCGGCCGAUUACUGGGUCGUAUGUAACCAUUCCACUGAUUACAACGAGUCUAAUUGCCAGAUGGUGGCUAAAUGUGUCAGGGUGCUAUUCAAUGUGGCUUUGAUAUGUCAAACUAUAGUAGAGCCCCCACCAGCUGGCAAGGAGAUCAGCAGAGACAAUCUCAGGUGUAGAAUACAAUAUUCUGCUAAUGUGAACCCAGGAGGUUGGGCCCCAGCGUCAGUAUUACGAGCAGUCUACAAGCGAGAAUAUCCUAAAUUCCUAAAACGCUUCACGCAAUACGUCAUAGAUCAAACUAAGGAUAAACCAAUCAUGUUUUAAUGUAACAUUCACUCCAUAUGAUCAUAUUGCAGUAACAGACUGGACUGUGAUGUCAGGAAAGUGUGAUGUCAAGUUUGUGAUGUCAGGGCUGUGUCACUUGAAAUGUGCACAUAUGUCAAGAGGACACAAAUAAUUUCAGGCUCACAUAUUGAUUUCACAUUUAAUGCAAGAAGCCUUUGGGGUCACCCUAUAAACAAAAUUGACACGGUCUAUAUGUCACACAUAAUGUUGUGGUGUCACAUAUAAAGCUUUGUAUUGUCACACAUAAAGUUGUAUGAUGUCACACAUAAUGCUGCUGUGUAUCACAUAUAUUGCUGUGUGUUGUCACACAUAAUGCUAUAUGAUGUCACAAAUAAUGCUGUUUUGUCACAUAUAUUGUUGUGAACUGUCACACACUGCUGUGUAUUGUUACAUAUAAUGUUGUGUGGUGUCACACAUAAUGCAGAGCUUGUAAAGGGACCACUCAGAGUUGUAUCAACAAACUUAUUCACUUAACACAUGUUACAAGUAUAAUAGAUUCUCUCGUUGGACUCAGAAAAAUAUCAAAUGAGUGACAUACCUCUAAGUGGAACCUCUGAAUUUUGGAAAAAAGAAAAAUAAUGAUAUUGCAAUCUCUGACCACCACUUGCCUUUUGUACAGGUUUAGUGAAACUUUGAAACCAGUUGAAUUGAGUCAAACCUUGAAAGGUCAAAAUAAACACCGGAACUCUCACCAAAUCACUUUUGUUCUAAAACCCCAUGUCUGAAUGUUUUGUCUGUUCAAACUCAGUGGGGGGAGGUUAUGUUAAAGUCAGGUAUAAAGGCCUAAAAAGACACAAAUAUUUUGCCAAUAAAUGAUAUGUACCAUGCACAUAUGUGUAUAAUACAAGAAUAUGGAACUUCUUCACUCAACAUCAGGGGUAUAAAGGCCCCUAAGCACAAAUCAUGCACAAUGUUCUAUGACUUCUAAUGAUCCCAAUCAGAUUAUAACUGUAUCUGAUAAGUAUCAAAAACACUUUGGAGAAAAAAUGUGAGACCUUUACCUGUUUACAGUAUAUGGAGAUGUAGUUGAAAUACUGAAAGUGCUAGUGUGGUGAAAUGUGGAUGUAUUUUACAAGUCAGUUUGAAAGGUAUUUAGAGUAGAAGCUUCAGUUCUGAUUAUGACAUGCUUGUAACAAACACCAAAAUAAAGAUUCCAGUGU
This is a messenger RNA of Owenia fusiformis, 3105 nucleotides long. Lineage: Eukaryota; Metazoa; Annelida; Polychaeta; Sabellida; Oweniidae. The record is from the annotation of a GenBank genome assembly.